This is a messenger RNA of Xyrichtys novacula (pearly razorfish), 4417 nucleotides long. NCBI's taxonomy places the organism in Eukaryota, Metazoa, Chordata, Actinopteri, Labriformes, Labridae. The record is from the annotation of a GenBank genome assembly.
AUGGCUAACACAGACUCGGUCAGCGUGCGCGUCUUCUCUCUGAACUGCUGGUCAGUGAUUUUUACUCCAUUUCUUCUUCUUCUUCUUAUAUAAAUGUCUCAAAUCACUCAAAUCCUCAUCGCCCAUCAUUCCUCUGUUUCCUCUUUCAGGGGGAUCCGCUACGUCAGCAAACACUGUCCUCAGCGCUACGCCAUGAUUGGAGACUUGCUGUGUAAGGGAGAGCAUGACGUCGUCCUGCUGCAAGAGGUCGGUGCAAACCAAAGAAACCACAUUACCGCGUCCCUGUUCUGCUUUUAUUGAAGCUUGUAUGAGUGUUAGUUAUUGUUUAAAAAGCUCAGUACUCUUUAUUUUCAUUGAACUGUUUUUCUUCAGGUGUGGAGCGAGAAAGAUUACCUGUCCUUGAAGAAGAAGCUCUCCUGUAGUCAUCCUCACUCCCAUUACUUUAAAAGGUAACUUUUCUGCUCUCCUCUGUCUUUGAACGUCGUUUAAUCUGUGAUUAAUUUUCGUGUCUGUUAUCACUUUAAGGCACAUGAAGCGCCUUAGUGUCAGAAAAUGUAUUUCACAGCAUUGAUCAGUCUGAAAACGUACCUACGAGGAUUAACUCCUGAAGCUUAAUUCUCUCUUGACCUCCAUACCGAAGCACAAGACUGAGAUUUAACAGAAACCCAGACUUUCUAAUCCCCUCUGCAGCUCGCUAAAGUGUCAACUCCAGUAGAUCAGCUCUUACAUCUACCAGAUCACACCUGUAAUACCGCUGAUCCACAUCGAGACGAAGGAUUUUAAUGAUUCGAUCAAUCUGAACUCAGCUGAAGCUGUAGGAAGUGUCGAGGGUUUAACGUCUUCCUCUCUCUUUUUGCAGCGGAGUGAUCGGCAGCGGUCUGGCCAUUUUCUCCAAAUACAGAAUCCACGACACGUUUGUUUAUCGAUACUCGCUGAACGGUUAUCCUUACAUGGUAAGUCUGCAGAGGCUCGAGACAGCUGAGAAUGAACCACUUUAUUCAAACAGUUUAAAAACGUUUAACUCAUUAUCCACCAGAAAGUGUUUCCCCACAGAUUUCUCAUAAUGAAGUGGUCUGAAGAACUCAUGAUCAUAAAAACACAUGAAAAGGUCCAUGUCUGAUAUUGUGUCUAAGUUGAGUUUCAGACCCAGAUAAAAAGCGGACCAGUCUCCAGUUUCUUCUGUCAGCGAUGAUAAAAGAUUGAUUUGAAACUCCUCCUUUAAAGUCCAUGUUGUUUUCUUCCUUUUGUCUUUUUCUCCUGAUGGUUAUUUUCCUGUUUCCUCUUCACACUCAGGCUCACCAUGGAGACUGGUUUGGUGGUAAAGCAGUCGGUCUGGCCGUCUUGAGCAUCGGUAACCUGACUGCAAACGUUUAUGUUACUCAUGUAAGCUCUUUCCUUCGAUCAGCCCUGCCUCUGUAUUUACACACACACACCUCCUGAUCCGUCUGCUGACUGUUGCUGGUGUGUAUUGAUGGUUUUCAGCUGCAUGCUGAGUACUGCAGGGACAAAGACUCCUACCUACCUCACAGAGUGGUUCAAGCCUGGGAGCUGCAGCAGUUCAUCCGGUACACAACCUGACAGAUGAGCCAAUAUUUGUUUCCUUUGGUUUGUAUUUGUAUUUCUGAGCUUGACUUCACCUGCUCUUGUUUGAAGUUGCAGAAAUAUUAAAAGUAACUCCUCCUGACUGUGUUCUCCUCAGUGUGAAGCUCAGGGAAGUUAUUCAUGUUAUUCAUUCAUUCAUCCUUCCAGCCACACCUCUGCUGGAGUGGACGUGGUGAUCGUGGGCGGCGACCUCAACAUGCAUCCUCAGGACCUCGGAAACAGACUGCUGAGGACUUACACUGGACUCCACGACUCGUAUUUAGAGACCACGAAAUUUGAUGUAAGAGUGUUGACUUCAUCUGAUUACAUCUAAGGCUGUGUGAUUGUGGCCUUUUAAUUUAAGAGAAGUGAAAUACACCAACUUCACCGACCAAGAUUAUGGUGGAUAAGAGGCCGGUUGAGCACAUUUUAAAUGUGUUUUAAUUUUGUUUUUUGUGAAUGUUAAAAUAAUUUGUGUUUCAGGGAUGUGAGGACGGUUUGACUCUCAUCGCCGACAACCCUUUCAUCACUGAAAAGGAGCUCGGUCCUUUUGAGAAGGGGAUCCGAAUCGACUACAUCCUGUUCAAAGUACGAGAGAGUUUCAUGUUUUAUCCUCUGGCUCGGUGUCGAAUCAUCAAUACUUCGUUUGAGUCUUUAACUUUGACUUUUGUUGCUCAGGGUUCUCCAAAAUUGGGCAUCUCCUGUGAUUCCAUGAGCACCACCAAAGGCUCCGUCCCCAACCAUCCGUUCCCGUACUCCGACCACGAGGCUCUGACCGCUGAACUCAGGCUUAAGCCACGCCCUCUAACUGAUGCAGGAGGUGACAACCAAUCAAAGACUCAGGACUCAAAUGCAGGUAUUAUUAUAAGAACUUUACUCCUACAGAUGUUGAUGUAAUGUCAGAACGCAGCCUUAACUCAGGGACUGUGUGCUUCUAAGACUGAUUGCACAACAGCAAAGGUCAAAGGUUAUCCCACUUUGAAGACUCCUCCGAAUACAAUCAGUAAAUGUCUCCUACUCUCCCAGGCCCCUGGGUGCAUCCCUUUGGACCCAGGAUCUUGUGAGUCAGUUCAGUCUAGAUAGUGGACUCUGAAAUGGAAGAGUACCGCGCUGUAAAACACAGAUUUACAAACUUUAGGAGGUGACCUGAAUGUGUUUUUUCUCCACCUGCACCAUCAGUUUAAAAACAAACAGCAGUGACACUCGGUGGUUGUUUUUUUUGAUUCUGCUCAUAUUUCACAGUUUCACUGUUACCGGCUCACGUCGUUGUGCUUUUGAGAGUUUUUGUGGCGAGUCCCCGAUCUCUUCAUUUAACAUCGAGCUGAUGUCUUAGAGCAGCAGUCACUCUGUCUGCAGAGACUUGGCUGUAAAACUUAAGGGUCAGGGUCAGGGUUUCAGCAAAAAUAGCAGCCUUGCGUAUCUGAUCCGACCGCCGGAGCCGAUCCGCAGCGGAGCCGGAUAGCACUGAUUCUGUGGAAUGACACACAUUGAUUAUAAUGCUUGUGUAUUUGAUCCGCCUACCGUUCCGGAGUGGAGCGGAGCUGCUCCGGAUCCUGUGGGUUUUGCCCAUUAGUCCGGUCACGGUAUGGAGCCGGUCUGGAAACUGGAAUCGUAGUUUGAAGGGAGUCAGUUCACCUCCCAGGAACUGAAAAUCAGAAUCAGAAUCAGAAUCAAACUCAGAAGGGAUUUUAUUGCCAUUGUCAAUGAACAGGAUUCACAGACUAGGAAUUUUUUACGGCGUGAUGGUGCAACAUUUAACGGAGAGAAAUAUGUAAAAUACUAGAAUAAAAAUUAAUAAGAGCAUGCAGGACUUAUAUAAAGUAUAAAAGUAUAACAGGCUAAGUACAGUGUCCCAAUAAAUGUGUCCCAAUCUGGCAUUAGUUCAUGUGCAGAAAACUGAAUUCGAGUUUGUUUGUUUGUAGGAUCCAGUUUGUUCACUUUGGUUUUUGUGUUUGUAGCGUUUUAAUAAAAAAAAAAGAAUAUUAUUUCUGGGAUUAUUUAGAAAUGAUCGAGGUCAUAGUCUUCAGUUUCAUUUCAGCGGAUCUCUCUUCUUGUGAAAAUGCUUCAAUAAUCUGAUCGAUGUUUUCACUUUAACCCACAGGUUCAUUUUAAAAAUAUAAUCACUGAUAAAAAUGUUUCAGUUAUCCUAUCAGGGUGUACGGGCUCACUAAUGUGAACACUGAUAUUUCCUUCUGGCCUGUCUGUCUGGAGUCACGUUCACAUUCAUCAUGUCCACAAUAAUCUGUAAUUUCAUUCGUGUUUGAGAGACGAGUCCAACAUGAAUCACAGAAAUGAUUAAAUGUAAUUUUCUGAAGCUAAUCCCAUCAGGUUGUGUCUGCAGAGUUCAGCUCAGAGGCUGAAGACUCGUUUAGAUUCCUGACGUCCUCUUUGUCUCUCCUCCGUGUCCUCAGAGAAGCUGGCUGAGUUGGUGGACAUCGUGACGGAGGCUCGGACCGAAGUCAAGGUGGGUCUGCACUGCGCUGAAAGGAUGCGCUACACGGCGGCGCGCACAGGAGUGAUGGGCUUGGCUCUGCUGAUUCUGGAGCUGGCCAUCGCCGCUGUGCCCUGGUUAGCUCUGGGGGUGGAGCAACCUUUCCCUCGCACCUCCUUCUACCUGCUGGCCGCGCUCUGCUUCGCCAUCCUGCUCAGCACCUUUCUGCUGUACGUCUUCUACACCAUGGAGCUGAAGUCCCUGCAGGGAGCCGAAGACCAGAUGAGGCUGGCUGUAGGAAGUCUUCAGGAGAAGCUCAGGGGGUUUCCUCUGGCUCAGCCACACGAUCCUCAGAGGAAACCCCCAGAGGGCCAGGAGCCCAACGCCUACGCCCCCGAGGAAUAA